CAAUAGAUAAGAACUAGUUUUAGGAAAAUUUGAUUUAAUAAGUAUACAUGUUAAUUUGAGCACAAAAAAUCAUUAAAAUUGCACUGAUAAAAAGAGAAAUUAGUGGGGGUCGCUGUGAAAUAGAUACUUUUACAAUACUUUUAAAAUUAGCUCUAUUAAUGUAAUUGUAAGGUUAUUAAUCAAAUUUGUAUAGUAAAUUAGUAUUUACCAACAAAGUUUUUUAUAUAUACUAAAUAAGCAUUCUUUUUUUAAAGACAAAUUAAAAUGCAUCCAGAUCUGUAAUUUCCAUGAAAUCUUAUGCAUUUCGUUUAACAGAUAAACUGGUUUUUAGCGAAGUAUCUAGGAGCAGUACACGAAAGUAAAAAAACAUUUCCAAUUUUACUUUCUUAAAGUAUAGAAAUAUAAAAACAUAUAUAUUAUUAUACACUAAACUAGGCUUAAAACAAUAGAGAAAGUCACUGGACCACGGGAUAUCGUAAUUUGAGUUUUGUAUUUCCAAUCGAUAAUGAUAUUUUCAAGACCAGAUUUCGAUUUCAGUAUGCAAUUGAUAUUCUAGGCAAGGAGUUAUUAGUGAUAUGUUUUUAAUUUUAUUAAAUCAUAACUAUUAUUUUAAUUUAAAAUUAGUGCUUUUUUUUAUUUAAAAGUUUCAUUUUAUUUUUAUUGUUUUCUAUGAUUUUAAAGAUCAAUUUUAGUUACUUAAUUAGAAACAUUUUUUAAAUAGUUUAUCCAGUAAAAAAGUUAUAACACCUAAUAUUAGAUAUGUUCUCAGAAAAAAACUGCAAUCAGUGCUUUUGGACAGAUUCAUCGUUUUUAUCAGGAUCAUGUGGAAGCACUGGAAGUUUAGCGUUUUUUAUGUCUUUAAUCGAUCUCAUGAUUAGAUCUCAAUGUUCUGUAGCAGAUCCUUGUAGACGAGCCAAAAACAAGCAGUUUCCAGCGGGUUUUUAUUAUCCAGAAGAACUUGAUUUUGUAGUAGUUGGAGGAGGCGUUGCUGGUUCAGUAGUUGCGGCAAGACUUAGCGAGAUUCAAGAAUGGACAGUAGGCUUAUUAGAGGCUGGACCAGAAGAACCAACAGCAACUUCAAUACCAGCGUUUUCUACGUCAGCUUUGGGUACAGACUUAGAUUGGAUAUACUUAACGGAACCACAACAACAUGCAUGUCUUAAUAAUGAAGGAAUUUGCGUUUGGCCUCGAGGUAAAAUGAUAGGUGGAACCGGAGCCAUGACUGGUAUGAUGUAUUCUAGGGGGCAUAAAAUGAUUUAUGAUAAUUGGCGAGAUGCUGGAAAUUAUGGUUGGGGUUAUGAAGAUGUAUUACCUUAUUUUAAAAAAUCUGAGUCAAAUAAAAACGCAGAUUUAGUCGAGCAUCAAUACCAUGGUUUUGAUGGACCUAUCUCAGUACAAAAAUUUUCUCAUUGUCCUAAAAUAGCCGAAUCAAUAGUUAAAGCUGGCGAAGAAUUAGGGUACAGAUCUGGAGAUUUAAAUGGUCACAACCAAACAGGUUUUACUAUUGCUCAAGCAAUGGUAGAAAAUGGUCUAAGGAUGAGUACAUCUAGAGCAUUUUUACGUCCAGCUAACAAUAGGGAAAAUUUGUUUGUGAAGAUAAAUAGUCGAGUAACAGGUUUGGUGUUAAAUAAAUUCACUAAUCGCGUUCAAGGUGUUAAGUACAUGGAUAAAAACGGUGAACAUGUAGUUCGAGCUCGAAAGGAAGUGAUUUUAUCAGCAGGUGUAGUGGGCUCUGCUCAAUUGUUAAUGUUAUCGGGGAUAGGACCAGCAGAAGACCUACUUCGGGUUGGAGUGACGGCAUUUAAGGAUUUACCGGUUGGUCGCAAUCUUCAACACCACGUAUCUGUUAGUAUUGCGGCUACAGUUAAUGAUUCUGAUCACCAAUAUCAUUUGUCGAUGGACGCUGUUUCAGAAUUUAUUAACAACCGCACGGGUCCAUUAGCAAGUACGGGACUAACACAAACAACUGGAUUUUUGACUACUAACUACGCAGAAAAAGGCGUCCCUGAUGCUCAGUUAUACUUUGAUGGUUUGGCGCCAAGUUGUAAUAAAGUUUUAGUAGACUCUGAUAUACCAUCAUUUAAAACAAAUGAACAAAGAACAUACGUAUGGGCUCGACCUACAUAUUUACUAACUAAAAGUAAAGGAUACAUAGCUCUUCGGACGGCUAAUCCUUUGGAUUCUCCAAUUAUUCAGCCUAACUAUUUUCAUGACUAUAGAGACGUGUUGGGUAUGGUGGACAGUAUAAGAAUUACAAUUGAUAUUAUGAACACUAAAGCGUUAAAAAUAUGGGACUUAAAAUUAGAUAAUACACCAGAACCUGGAUGUGAGCAUUAUGUAUACGGUACCCAUUCCUAUUGGGCUUGUGUUGUGACUACCGCUACUAGACCAGAAAACCACCAUUCAGGUACUUGCAAAAUGGGACCUUCAUGGCAUCCGGAAACAGUUGUUGAUCCGGAACUAAGAGUUUUAGGUAUACCAAACUUGAGAGUGAUGGACGCUUCCGUAUUUCCUACUGGUCCUAAUUGCAAUCCUAUGGCACCUAUUAUUAUGGUUGCUGAGAAAGGAUCAGAUAUGAUAAAAAAGACGUGGAAAUCAUUAACUAAAACAAAAACGUUAUAAAUGUUAUUUAUUAUUUUUUUACAAUACAAAAUGGUUUUUAUACCGAGCGAUCGUUAGUAUUAAGCUUUGAUAUUGUGCACCUACGUUUCAACAUACUUGAGUGAAAAUAUAAAUUAUUUUUUUGAUUAAUCAAUGUAGAGGAAAUGAAAUAUUGACUAACGAUCCGAAACAAACUAUUACAGAAAAUGGUGACUUAUAUUGCUAAAAACAUUUCUUUGUUGCUCUAAUUGCUAGUUUAGUUUUGAAAUUUAAUUUUUUGUUUAAUUUAAGCCCAGAUUUGGUUCUAAAUAAAAUUUAAAAGAAUUCAAAUUUGUAUUUUGUGAUAUUAUUAUUAUAUUUACCGAAAUAUGUGUUUAUUUAUUUUAAUAAAUAAUUAUUAUCUUAUA
Molecule: messenger RNA, 3008 nt
Organism: Daktulosphaira vitifoliae (grape phylloxera)
Lineage: Eukaryota; Metazoa; Arthropoda; Insecta; Hemiptera; Phylloxeridae
Product: glucose dehydrogenase [FAD, quinone]-like
Exons: 3
Coding region: 760-2622 (620 amino acids)
Molecular function (GO): flavin adenine dinucleotide binding; oxidoreductase activity, acting on CH-OH group of donors
Source: RefSeq, a predicted model, not a curated record